This is a messenger RNA of Plasmodium cynomolgi strain B, 504 nucleotides long. Its product is annotated as CYIR protein. Lineage: Eukaryota; Apicomplexa; Aconoidasida; Haemosporida; Plasmodiidae. The transcript has a single exon. The record is from RefSeq and is a predicted model, not a curated record. The annotation marks the transcript as partial.
AAUAAAUUUGAUAUAAAUUGUGGUGCUCAUAUUUUUAGUCCAACACGUCAAAAAUGGGAUAACAUAGAAAAGAAAUACUUGGAUUUUAUUAAGAGUAUUAAUAAUCCAAUAUUACGACACAUUUUUUUUUAUUUUGUACAUUAUUAUAUAGAAGGGCAUGAUUAUUAUCAUAAUAGUGAUCCUUCUCACAGAAGCGGAGCUUGCCAUUAUCUCAUGCAUUGGUUACAAGAAAAAAAAGAUUUAUUCACGUAUGGUGGGACGUGUACAAUAAACCGAAGGUUGUGGGAAGUUAAUUUUAAUAAGCUGUGGGAAUUGAUAACAUAUGAAGGUCAUUACAAUAUUGUAAAAAAUAAAAAUAUAAUGAAGCCAUGGUGCGAAUAUUAUAGCUUGAACAAAUACACAAUUUAUCCUAGUGAAGUGAACUUUUCUGAUUGUGACAAAAUCAUUUCUCAAAAAAUUGAUUGCAGUUUCCUAUCUCUUCCACCAUAUGAAAAGGAAUGCAAU